AUGACCUUGACGAGGAUUCUCAUAGACUCGGCAUCACAUCAAAUAGUACAAGACGAAGCCUAUCACGAUCUAUAUGAAUAUGCCAGAAAUAUGCAGUUUGAUGAGUGGUUAGCAUAUAAUUUAUGUGCGCUCUUGACAUUGGACCCCCUUCUCUUGCAAGAGAAACUCGCCUCGACCCAGAGAUUUCUUCCACAAAACAUAACUAUCGGUUGCAACUUCGGACUGAAGACUCGACCUCCCAGCGUUCAGUUUCCGCCCACAACAGUAGUUGCAUCAUGUCAUCAAGAUAGUAUUAAUAGCGGGACACCGUCAAGUGAUAUUCUCUCGGCCCAGAACGUCCCCUCCGUCGAAGCAGGUUCGAACACGAACGUCACCGAUUAUGAUAUGGUGCAGGUUGAUACGCAGGACUACGAAAACAGUCCUUUGUCCACGAUAGAUAUCAUGCCUGACCUGGCACAAGUGGGCGACGGUCAAAUCCUUGACAACUGUCUAGAUUUUCAAGACUUUGAUUGCACCACUACCAUAGGGAACACUAAUCACGAUUGCUCCCCUUUCUCCGGCUUGGCAGCAUCAACUUCGGUCGAUCAUUCAUCACUUCCCGUCUCGUCUAGCGAGUGUUGCCUGUCUAGCCGUAAUAUAGGCGAGUGCAUGCAGACUGACAAUCAUCAUCUGGGGGAUGCCUUUGGGAUGGAGUCAUAUCCCACCCCUGUAUCAAACCCCUCUCAUACUCCGAAGCCAGCGAACCGUGUACAGAAACGUAAACCUCGUAAAGCCACGAGAGGAAAAGCUAUCCAUGAAGAUCGAAACGUGCCAGCGUCAGCACUCACGGCUUUGGCACAGGGUAACCUUUCGAACGAAACCAACUCUCCUCGAUUGGAUCUCCUCAGGUGUCUGGUGAGCGAAGGGUGUCAAGUCACUAAUGGUGAGACGUUGCGUGCGCCCCAUAAAUUAAACGAUGGGAUGUUGCGUACGAUCCAGGAAACAGGCGAUCAGAUAGUCAGGGACACUUGUGCCAUUCUCAAUGUCUGGAGUGAGUGGUUGUUACGAGAGUUCCAACCAGUGUUACUUCCUCCUUAUCACAGUCUUUCCACAAUCGAGAAAUGCGUCGCUGCGUCUCGAAUAUUGGUGGAACCCAAGGAUGGCGGCCAGAGCACAUCCAUACCUCGUCGUCUGGCACAAGUCCUUCUUCACAUAUUCGUUCCAGUUUACGCGAAAGAAUUAAAGAUGAGAGAGCAAAAUGGAGAAACUUUCCACCGAAAAAAUCGCACGACGAUGACAAUGGCCCAUGAUUUUAUAAUAGAAAGGGUCGGCGACCUGAACACACGGGAUCGUGAUAGAGUCGUGAACAGUAAGAACUAUGGCAAGCGAUGGUGGAGACUAGGGAGUGGCAUCGGAAUUAUCUCAGUUCUGACAUGCGCACCAGAUUUAGUGUUUGGUGACAUGGAAGACCGAACAUACACUGAUGAUUUCUUAAAGCUCUUGAUCAACUAUGUGAGAAACGCGUAUCCCAACGCUGUAGCUCACUUCCAGUCUCUUGAUCCUAUUAUUCAAUCCCUUUUUGCUAAUACCUCAUUGCCAACAAAUGUUUCUGUCCGCCGAGACGGUUUGCAUCUGGAAUUUAAUACUCUUCCUGAAAGAGUCCAGUGGUUCAAUACCGAGAAAGCAAUGGAAGCCGCAACGGACAGGUUCCUGCGCGUCUUCAAAUAA
Messenger RNA from Talaromyces marneffei, 1707 nucleotides. RefSeq lists its product as uncharacterized. The coding region runs from base 1 to 1707 and encodes 568 amino acids. The transcript has 5 exons. The record is from RefSeq and is a predicted model, not a curated record. NCBI's taxonomy places the organism in Eukaryota, Fungi, Ascomycota, Eurotiomycetes, Eurotiales, Trichocomaceae.